CUUCAUGUUACCUGUAGCUCGUCAGUGUUGUCCUGCUGCAGAGAGGAGAGAGCUCACCUGUGCAGGUGACUCUUUGAUCACUCUGAAAGCUCACCUGGAUCACCGGAAGUCUCCCUGACUCCUCCACCUGGAUUUCUGCCUCUCACCUUAAAUCCGAACGUGUUUGACUCCUGUCGUUUCCUGGACUGAGCUCAUCGGCUGCCGGUAAAGGUAACAUGAUGUCAGCAUGCCCGGAUCGCCAACAGACCCAGCUCCUUUAGAGUGCCAUAGCGGUGUUGGCCCCUUCACUGCAGGAUAUGAUGCAAACUCUGCAGAAGAAGUGAUGGAGAUGGAGCUGCUUCUGGAUCUCUCCACAUCGCCUCCUCUGGAGGAGGGAACCGAGGAGGUGGACAGUAGCUGGAGCCAAGAUGGAGACCUGCAGGGAUGUGGACAGCUGGAGAGGAGGUGGGUCCUCUGGCAUGAAUUUAUGAAGGAGCACGCCCACCUGGACACCUGGCUACGAUUGGCUGAGCAGGCUGUCAGUUCCCCAAACCCCGCCUACAGUACCUACCUCACUGCCAAAGAGGAACUGAGGAAGUUUAAGAGGCUGCGGUGUGAGGCGGGAUCUUUGCUGAUACGGCUGGACGGUUUGACCCGCAGGAAUCGAACGCUAACCCGGCUGUUUCAGGGCGCCAUGAGAGCUCGGUUGCUGGCGUCUACGAGACACUGCGGGCAACGAUGGGACGACGUGAACGCCAAACUGGAAUCCAUCACUGCACGACUGCAGGUGUUUGUCUCAGAGUGGGAGGAGUUUGAGGCAGAGAGGGAGGAGCUUGGUCUCUGGUUGGCUGACCUGGAUGUCCGUCUGAGCGAGGUGGAUCACCUGACAGGAAACACCUGUGAGAAGCUGCGACGACUCCAGUCGUUCCAGCAGUGUGUAUGCAUGAACUCGGCCCGCGUAAAUGCCCUGCUGCAGCGUGGCGAGGUGUUGAUCCAGCGGACUGAACCCACUGAUGCUCAGUACGUAGAGAACCGACUGCUGGAGCUUUUGCGCAGCUGCAGCCUCGCCUACAACAACAUCGCACGGACACACACUCGACUGCUGAGCAUGAGACUGGUGUUUGAGGAUGACUGGAUUCUGUCUCAGGCCACAGACUCUGGUUGUCCUUCAGAGAGUCUAUUAGAGGAAGAGGGAGCGCUUGAUAAGACCAACCUGGACCUCCCUGCAUACUCCAACCAUCAGAAAGUUAACGCCAGAACAGAUUUCCCAUCAGGCCAUCUCCGUCCUCCUCGAUCCCCAUCCUCGCCCACUCACGAGCACUUGGAGUGGGAUCCCUCCGUCGAUGUUGGCCGAUCCGUCUCCCGUGAUGAUGCCGACUCCUCGUAUUUCAGUGUCAGCACAGGUCUGUGUCACAGAGAUGGUCUGAAGAGACGCAGCUACCUCAGCUCCCUCGGCUCCCUCGGCUCACAGUCUGAUAUCAAUAAUGAUCUCAACAACCAGGAGGCAGAUUUGGUCCAGACAUGGACCUUCAGAGUCCCUGGUAUCAGCUUUCCAUUGGAGGGCCGCCAUGACCACACCCACCCAGGUCUCUUCUCACCAAUAGCGUUGCAUGAAGGUGAGGCUUGGCUAAAUGGAGACCAGUGGACGUCCUCGACUCCGGAUAGAGAGACACUCAGCUUUGACGGCGGGCGAGUGAGAGCGUGGCUAGGUGACCAGAGCUCCGCCCCUCCCGUUAGGAAGACGUCCUGCUGUAAAGCUGUGCAGACUGACGGGGAGGCAGAGUGUUUUUUUGAUGGAAGCUGCCUUGAUGCAACCAACAACCAACUUUGCAAUGACCAAUCACAGCAGCCUUUUCCUGACUCCUCCUCUUCAUUGAUGCAUCUCCAGGAAGGGUUCACUGACCAACUGAAGCAUCAGCGCCAAUCAAAUCUUCAGAGUGAAGAGGAGCAGUCUUACUGUGAAGAAUCUGAGCGCUGUUUCUCUGGACAAAGUGUGACCUCCAGCAGCAGAGCCCCCUCCUCCUCCUUGCUGUCCCCCACCUUCCUCUACCUCCUUGCAUCUCUUCUCUUCCUGGGCUGUCUGAUCUGGGUCGUCCUGGAGCCGCCGUGUCAGCGCAGCAGCAGGAUGCCCCGGAGCUUCCACCUGGCGCUCCGAUACGUAAACGGGCCACCGCCUACCUGAGGACCUCCCGGAGAAUCUCCUGACAGUUUAGAUGAAGCACUUUCCACACACUCUACAGGACCAAGGUGUGCAGCUCAUCCUGUGGAGCUGGCACAAUGCCAGAUUCAUGACAGAAUUUGUUUGAAAUUUAGGACGGAAAACUAAAUGAUGUGAAUUUGGAUUAAAGGCAUCACAGGGUGAAAAACAUACUUUAAAAAUCACAGGAACAGAAGCUCUGCUCAGUUUUUCCACUCUUCAUUUCCUCCAUGAUGAUGGAGCAACCAUAUGAUGAUUUAGUUAGUUUUCUUUUAGUGCAAGCCGUGUUUCAGGGGUUCUCUGGCAGCAGUAGGUUCAAGUGAAAUCCUUUAGAACUGUUACUGGUUUAUCCGGAUGAUGAAAGGCACAGAUGAGGAGUUCUGAAAUAAAUCAAUAAAUUCUAACAAAAGAAUGCAGAACUGUAUGUUUCUGCAGGAAAACCAGCUUACAACAAAAGCAAACCUUUCAUGCCAUUUAAAGUUUGGGACUUUUUUCCUGUUGUGCAAAGACAAAUGCUGCAGACAUUAAUACCAUAAAGUGUUUCAGACUGGGUGUGUGGGAGCUGUGUAACAGCAGCCUGAUUCAAGGAUUUUAGGCUGCCAUGGUGAGCAUCACAUCUUACCCUAAAAAUCCACAUACUCUGUGCAGGUUUCUGAAUGCACUCUGGAGCAAAGCGUCCCAGUCUUAAUGAUUCCAUAACAACCGCCACACUCCGUCUCCAGGACUUUCCAGAAGUGCCGUUUUGCUCUGCUCUGAGACAUGCUGAAGCCCGACACGGACUCAUAGAUUUUUAAAACUUGACCUGUAAGUUUCUGGGAAGUGAAAUCCAAACUUUGCAUCUUAACACACUGGAUAUGUUGGAAUAAGGUUGAAAACGUGUUCACCUCCUUCCUGACUGGGUUUAAUUUGGGCAGGAUAAAUAUAGGAGCCCAUCACAUCACUGGCACACAAUGGGGAAUGACCUCGCCCCCCUAUCACUACAACAAUGUAAAAUCACAGAGCAGCUCAUCUCAUUACAGUCUGAUGUGAGCCAAUCUCACUGCCUUUAGUGAAAGUUAACAUCCAGCUACAUGCUGUGUUUAUGUUCACUGUGAGGUAAAUUUCCUAAAUCUGUCAGCCACGGUGGACUACAAGUCCAUUAAAGCAUCAUAAAAGAGAGGUUUGAGCCAGAAAACAGUCGAAUUAAAGCCUCCAAUGCUGAUCAACAUCGAAGACUUUUAUUUUGAGCAAAAUCAGGAAAUGGGGUGUUUUCAGCAGCAUCAACAAUGACAUCUCAUAAACAGGAGAGAGAGAUUCAAAAGCAACAAGCUAAAUCUGGCUAGCUGUUAGCUACAUGCUACAUCCAUUUUGGUCGAAUUUUUAGUCUGGCUCGCAUUUUUGUCAACUGGAUUGUGAUAUAUUUUUCAGGAUUUCUUAUUGAUCACUCAUGUUGUUGCCAUAUGUUCCAAAUUGUUGCCCUUUAUCAAACUUUAUGCUUCUGGUUUACCAUCAUGGCUGUGUUUGUUGUGCUUCCUCCUUGCUUCCUGAUUGGCUGUCAUUCUGUUCUGAGUUGGCCUUAUGAACACAGGGCUGUGACGGCGAAAGCUGGAGCAGUCAUGCUCUGCAGCCGUCAUUCAGCAAACACACACCCCGUCUGAAACUGCCAUGUGGCAAUGUGAUGAAGAUGCUACACAAUCCUCAUUCAGGUGCAAAACAAGAUCAUAUUCCAACCUUGAUCUUGUAAAAUCAGGACUUUUUCAUAUAAAACUGCUGACUUUUCUUGCAGUAUCAUGACUUUAUCCCCACAAUCUUACUAUUUUUCUUCAACGUGAUCCUAAUGGAGUAGUUUAGGAAUAAGUCCUAAAAUGCAGAAAUUAGGUAGCAUAUUACCCCCUGCAGCACUCGUCUGAAAGUCUACGGGAUUUUCAACUGAGAUUUUGGUUAAAUGCCCACUUUUGAAUUUUAUGUGUUUUCCAUUCUUGAUAAAGGUGCUUGCUAAAAGCCAGCUAAGUCAUCACACCUCCCUUAUCCAUGGUAGAAAUAUGCGGACGAUGCUGUUGAAUUCACUAUACUGUGUUAGUUCAAUUUAGCAUAUAGCAUUAGCUUUAACUGUCAUCAAUCAUAUCUACGAACCAAAUAUGAUGCUUAUUGAUUAAUGAAGAAUAUAUUUAUGAACAAAACCUGUAAGUUUCAUAAACUUUUACUGGAAACAGAUCUUUUUCCAGCCGUGAUAUAGAACCCCAUAGAUCAAUCCUAUUGGCUCGCCGUCGAGGUAACACGUGUGAUGCUAACUUCUGGGUUUCACGUCAUCACUGCACCACUCAGGCUGAUGUAGUGACUCACUUUGUUGUGGUCUUAGAUAAAGCCAAUUCCAUUUGUUAAAAUAGAUGUAUAAAGUGCUGUUAUACUGCUGUUUGUGCUACUGUAGCUAAUGUAAAGGAUGCAGCUCAUAAGCUAGACUGGUGCGUUGCAUUUAUAGUUUUUUAACUGCUAUUGGUAUGAAGUUUUUUUCUAAAAAUGAAUCACUAACUGCCUUCUUGAACCUUAACAGCACUUCUUUUUGAAUAUUAAGAUGUUUUGUAACAAGUCUAUCAGCAUUAACAGAACAGAGUGACUUAUUAAGAAAAGACCAAAGUCCAUAAAGUUUAACAGACUGUUCCUUUUUUACUGCUGGCCUUUUUCUGAACCAUAAAGGCUCUCAGAGAGAGAGAGCUCUUCUUUUUUAGUUGAAGUUCUCUUCUAUAAGACAAAUCUGCCUGCAGAGACUUAAAACCUGCUGCACAGAGAUUAUCUAUCACAGCCCAGAUCCGGCCUUUAUUUAUCUCACUGAAAGUUUGCUUAUUGUUGUUUGUGUGAGUUGCUACAGUCGCUGUUGCUCUUCCAGAUAAUUUCAGCAGGCCUUAAAGUUAAAGCUUACACAUGAUGGAUUAUCUGCUCUGCGGUUAGUUUCAUGUUUCUGCAGGUUGAAUUUAAACACAGGAGUAUUUCUGUCCUUACUGUGUGGAGUGUUUGCACAGCUGGAUGUGUUCACACACGUAUCCUUCCUAGUUUGACAUUAUCAGAUGGAUGUUUGGGAUUUACACUGGAGAUGAGUGUAUAGUGGUAUUUAUGAAGGAGUCUGAGCGAGACAAACAGAUGUAAAGACUCAGAAAAAAACACGAUAUGUUUUGAUUUCUCUUUCCUUGUUCCUCCUCCAUGUCACUGAAAGUGGCAGAGAGGAGAGCAGGGUGGGGAUGAACAGCUCUGUUUUACUGGCAUGUUGUCAGGAUAACACAUUAAGAAUAAUCUUGAGAAUCAAGCUGAUUUCGUCCCCGACAUUGCAUGCAGUAAGGAUGCUGUCAGGGGCAAAAAUAGGAACUUUCCCUGGAAGAUCUAUGAUUUUACCGCCACAUUAGGAGUUUAAUUUUCUUACAUUGUAGCAUGUGGCUGCAGCAUUUCAUCUCUCUGCAACGCUUUGAUCAGAUAAUAUCUAACAAUAGGCCUUAUUCCUUUGCUGCUAUGAUGUGGCACUAUAGCUUUCAUUUUAUGGGUUGUAUUUGACAGUCUGGUCCACUGGACCCAGGUUUGAAAAUACCAAAACUCCUCAGUACAGAGGGUGCUGCCUUAUUAGAGCUGUCCAUUUAAAAAAAUGAAGAGUAGAAAAGAGGAGCAGUUUGAUGUGUCACUUAAUGAAACCCACAUGUCUGGAUUCCUCAGGGGGAGAUGUCGGUCCAGGUUGCAUAAAAAGUUAAUGUCAGGAGGAUUCAUGUGCUUUAAACCUGCCUGCAGACCUCUGCAUGAAGAUGACAAAGAUGUGUGUGAAAAGACUUUAACAGAAAUCAUUAAAAAGGAACUCUGUGACUUAACUGCCUGCCGAAACAUUUCUCCUUUCAUACCUGCUCUUUCAUGGUUGUUUUUGUACAUGUUUGAAAAUAAAAAUGAAA
Molecule: messenger RNA, 6078 nt
Organism: Cheilinus undulatus (humphead wrasse)
Lineage: Eukaryota; Metazoa; Chordata; Actinopteri; Labriformes; Labridae
Exons: 14
Coding region: 227-2161 (644 amino acids)
Cellular component (GO): membrane; nuclear envelope; meiotic nuclear membrane microtubule tethering complex
Source: RefSeq, a predicted model, not a curated record